Molecule: messenger RNA, 1573 nt
Organism: Alternaria rosae
Lineage: Eukaryota; Fungi; Ascomycota; Dothideomycetes; Pleosporales; Pleosporaceae
Product: glycoside hydrolase superfamily
Exons: 3
Coding region: 198-1400 (400 amino acids)
Biological process (GO): chitin catabolic process; carbohydrate metabolic process
Cellular component (GO): extracellular region
Molecular function (GO): chitin binding; chitinase activity
Source: RefSeq, a predicted model, not a curated record
UGGCCAAAGUUCUUCGGGUGUAACACCAGACGACACUGCCCACUGCGACCGGCGUCCAGAUAAGCUAGCCCGUGAAUGGCCUAGUCAGUUGCGGGGCAUAUUCGGGACCCGCUGCCACCAGCCACCGGUGCCGUAGCACGGCUCGACACAUCCUACUGUUUCUGAAGAGAUCUUGUCUUCUUGGAGAGUCACGAACGAUGGUCACAAAUCUUUGGCCAUGGCUUUGCCUGGCCUGGACGUUCGCUGCUGCAGCGGCCACUACGACGAGGUUGAAGUACAUCAUGUACCUAACAGGGCAACAUAAUGUCGUACCAGAACAUAAUCUCGUGUCAAACAUCACUGAUGUAGCUCUUGCCUUUAUGCGUUCUGAUACCUUCAACACUCCAGAGCAAGAUGAAUGGCCGCUCUUCACCACCAUUGAAGACGUUCGGCCCAAGUUCGCUGAUGGAACAAUCAUCCAAGUCGCGAUUGGCGGAUGGGGAGACACGGAUGGCUUCUCGACAGCGGCCAGAACGGAAGAAAGCCAGAAGCUAUUUGCUAGCAACGUGAAAGCUAUGCUCGACGCGACUGGUGCUGACGGCAUCGACAUGGAUUGGGAAUACCCAGGUGGCAACGGCGAAGACUACAAGACACCCGGCCAUCUUAACUCCGAUAAAGCUUGGGAAAUAGAUGCUUACCCCAAGCUACUAGCAGCAAUCCGUUCCGCGAUAGGAACUGGAAAGACCAUCUCAGCAGCCGUUCCCGGUCUACCACGCGACAUGCUAGCCUUCACCCCUUCCACCAUCCCCGCCAUCAUGGAAUCAGUCGACUACCUGAAUAUCAUGACAUACGACAUGUUCAACCGCCGUGACAAUGUAACAAAGCAUCACACUGGAAUCCAGAACUCGCUCGAAGCCAUCAACGCGUAUCUCGACGCCGGUGUACCGCCUGAGAAGGCGAACUUAGGACUGGCGUUCUACAUCAAAUGGUACAAGACCGCUGCAAAUUCAACAUGCAGUGUCAGCCCCAUCGGCUGCGCGACAGAACUCAUGGAAGAUCCCAUCACAGGCGCUGACUUGGGUAAAGCUGGCGCAUUCUCAUGGCAUGACUCCGUUCCUGAAGAGCUCUCCGCGUCGUACGAGCGUGCAAUGGAAAAGGGCGUUUAUGACGAAGUUGGUGGUGGACAUUACUACUGGGACUCGAAGGAGAACCUAUUCUGGACCUGGGAUACGCCUGAAGCUAUCAAGCGCAAAAUGCAGGUUAUUAUGCGGGACAAGGCGCUUGGUGGUGUAUUUGCAUGGGGGUUGGGAGAAGAUGCACCAAAGUUCGAGCAUUUGAAGGCAAGCAAUGAGGCGAUGGCGGCGUUGGAUGGCAGCAAGGAAGGGCGUAGAGAGACGUCUGGUGAGAGGAGCGAGUUGUAGUGGUUUUCGAUGGAGAAUGCCCAGGGAACCAUCAGAUUGCGCUAGCUCAUGAUAAAUUUAGCUCCAACGGCCGGCAAUAGCGCGGGAAAUGUAAUAACCAGCCUUCGCCGCUGCCAUCCUGACUUCGGAGUGACGACACCUCAACACUCUACUAUACAAUGUGAACUUCCGUA